CCAAAGUUGAACAUAAAGAAACAUAAAGCCAAUUUGAAUACAAAAGAACAUAAAACCAAACUUGAAUAUGAAGAAAGUAAAGCCUAUAUUGAAUGCAAAGAAGAUAAAGCUAAUGAAUAUGAAAAGAA
This is a messenger RNA of Scutellospora calospora, 128 nucleotides long. NCBI's taxonomy places the organism in Eukaryota, Fungi, Glomeromycota, Glomeromycetes, Diversisporales, Gigasporaceae. The record is from the annotation of a GenBank genome assembly.